AUGGGUCUGUUCAGGUCAGAUCAGCCAGGGGAGCAGGAUGGGCUGCAAGACAAGGCUGCAGCAGUGGAGCUGGGGGAGACAAAAGAAACAAGGGGGGAAAGUAAAGGGGAGAGCGAAAUGACUGAGAGUGAGGCAUAUUCCUUUAAUCCCAAUGACAAGGACAAUCAGAGUACGCUCAUCCAAGUCUGUAGCAGAGUACGGGACUGCUUUAAACCUGUCGGGCUGACUCUCCGGCAUGUCUUGCUCCGGUUCGGUGAAGAUUGGAUCUUUCUCUUCUUACUUGGAAUCAGCAUGGCCAUUAUCAGCUUUGGGUUGGAUGUCACCAUUGCCAAGUUACAGAGAAUGAACCUGUGGGUGUACGAUUCUCUGAACAAUUACCUGUACCUACAGUACUUCUCCUGGGUCCUGUAUCAUGUGUUACUUAUGAUGAUUUCAGCAGGAGUCGCAAAAUACAUCUCUCCGCAGGCAGCAGGAUCCGGUAUCCCAGAGUUGAAGGUAACACUGCGAGGCGUCGUAUUAGCCGAAUUCUUCACAUUCCGUACUUUUGUUGCCAAGCUAAUUGGCGUCACUUGUACCCUUGCAGCCGGCAGCACUAUUUUCCUAGGCAAAGUGGGUCCCUUUGUACAUAUGGCAACUAUACUGGCUACCCUUUUAGGGAAGCUUAUGGUGAAAAUUGUGGGUGCUAAAGAGAAUCCGAGCAGGAAAUAUGAGCUUUUAAUAGCUGGAGCAGCUGUCGGCGUGGCUUGCUGCUUUGUGGCUCCCGUGGGGGGUGUCUUGUUCAGUGUUGAAGCCACGGCCACGCAUUUCGCAGUUCGCAAUUACUGGCGUGGAUUCUUUGCUGCAACAUGUGCAGCGUUAAUGUUCCGGCUACUGGCAGUCAUCAAAAGUGAAAGAGAGACUGUGGCCGUCCUGUUCAAUACGAACUGGCGAGUGGAAUUCCCCUUCGAUCUCCCUGAGUACUUUUCGUAUGCCCUGCUGGGAGUGGUCUGCGGCUGUGUCUGCUGCGUCUAUCUCUUCCUCCACCGCGUCACUCUGCUGUUCCUGAACAACAAUGAGCGGGUCGGGAAACUGCUGAGAAAUAAUAAGAUUGUCUACGCAGCCCUGGUUUCUUUUAUUCUGGCCAGUAUCACAUUCCCACAUGGAUUUGGUCAGUACAUGGGAGGCACUCGGCUCACCAUGAAGGAACAUCUAGAAAUGUUCUUUAACAAUGUCACUUGGGGGAUCGAGGAACUAUCUGUGAAUGUUAGCGCCUCCAGACAGCCACCCAACCCGAGCUACGACAAUAACUUUCUGCAGUGGAUGCACCCUAACAUGUCAGCUAUCGAAAAGCUUGCCAUUUUCAUAGUUCUGAAGUUCUUUAUGUUGCUCUUAGCAAAUACGAUGAUCAUCCCCGCAGGAUAUUUCCUCCCGGUCUUUGUAUAUGGUGCUGGACUCGGAAGACUUUAUGGAGAAAUAAUGGCUAAAAUCUUUCCAGAAGGCAUUAUCUCCGAGGGAAUCAAUAUUAAGAUCACGCCGGCAGGAUACGCACUGGCAGGGGCUGCAGCCUAUUCUGGGGCCGUGACGCAAACUAUUUCCACCGCUCUGCUAGUGUUUGAGCUUACAGGACAGAUGUCUCAUAUUUUGCCUGUGCUAAUUGCUGUUCUUAUAGCCAAUGCCAUCAGCCAAAGCUGCCAGAAUUCCUUCUUUGACCUCAUCAUAAUUAUUAAGAAACUGCCGUAUCUACCGAAGCUCACCAUGGGAAGAAGCAGUGCCCAUGAUAUCAGUGCAGAAGAUUUCAUGAUAACAGACCUGCUCUACCUGGUGAAGGGCUUUAAAUACAAGGAUGUUCGAAAUCUGCUCAAAACAUCAGAACUCAGACAGUUUCCCAUUGUGGAUGCAGAAGAAUCCAAGAUUCUCCUAGGCACGGUCAGUCGGAAGACCCUGAGCAAGAUGUUGUCAGAUCAGCUUAGUACGGAGCGGAGAAUUCAAUUCAUGCUUAAUCGGGGUGGAACAGAAAACCUAGAUUGCAGCCUUACUGUAAAUUCUAUGGGAGAGAAUGGAUCAUCAAGACCCAGACUGCCAAGAACAGACACGUCGGAAGCUGUGGACUCCGCGUAUAGUGUCCAAGACACAGUGCCUUAUGACAGUGAGGAGGUAACAAAACCACGCAGCGAAGGGCGUAAGAGACGACCCAGCAAAUUCCGGAGCCAAUACCUGAAAUUAGUGGAAGAGUGGGAAUGCCAGCAGCUGAACGAGGUAGUAUCCAUGGAAGUGUUAAACAUUGACUCGGCUCCGUACCGACUGGUCGAAAAGCAGACUCUGUACCAGGUUUAUGACCUGUUUAACCUUCUUGGACUACGCAUGGCUUAUGUCACCAGCACUGGCAGACUUAUAGGAGUGGUAUCUCUGAAAGAGAUAAAGGAUGCUGUACAAGGAUCCGUGAAAGGAACAUUCGUCCCACGAGCCAACAAAACACAGGAUGGAAAUGAGGAGACUAUCUCCCUACAUGCCCUCUCUACACCCCCGACACCAAGACCAUCAUCCAGCUGACAACUCAUUUCAAAUGGAGUAACUAUGAACUAACAAGACAUUUUCAUGAAAAUUACUGCUUAGAUGGAGUAGGUUGGUUAAGAUUGAGUAGUAGAAAUGAGGUGUUUGUCAUGGCCCUCAUUGGGUUUCUUACCACCUACUCAAACACUUGGGCAGCCUCCAAGGUUUCGCUAAAUUAUAUCACUUCAUUUUUAUGGGGACUUUUCAUAAAUAUAUGUUUUUAGCAAAUAAAUAUGUAAAUAUCCAAA
This is a messenger RNA of Pelobates fuscus (common spadefoot toad), 2777 nucleotides long. RefSeq names its product chloride channel protein ClC-Kb-like. Gene Ontology annotation, biological process: chloride transport; transmembrane transport. Gene Ontology annotation, molecular function: voltage-gated chloride channel activity. Gene Ontology annotation, cellular component: plasma membrane. The transcript is spliced from 22 exons. The coding region runs from base 1 to 2529 and encodes 842 amino acids. The record is from RefSeq and is a predicted model, not a curated record. Lineage: Eukaryota; Metazoa; Chordata; Amphibia; Anura; Pelobatidae.